AUGAGCACUAACACGGAGGAAAAGGACAUAGUGAGUGCUGUACUAUCCCGCCGAGAAAAACGUCGUAAAGAAGUCACACGGUAUCACCAACGUCAGCACAGCAAGGGACAGAGGUCAGAUGCGAACCUUCGUGAUAAUCGCUUGUUUUUAUUUUCUGAGGAAAAAAAAGCUUCAUGGGAGACGGCAGCGUCUCCAUCUCACGAUUUGCGCCCCAUAUCGGUGUUAGCGGCGUCUUCACAAGGCAACCCCGGUGUGAAGGACGAUGAUUUUGAGGACUGGAAUUUCGAAUUCGUAUUCCACAGUGAAAACGCGUCUAGGGAAUCCGCGAACCAACUUGACGGGGAUGAGGAGGAUGGGCUUGAAGAGGGUGUUUGCACCCAUGAAAAAGCCAUUGUGUCACCUUCGUUUUUUGCCGAAGUGGCAAACAGUACCAUGACCUCGGUGUCCGAUUCGCUUAUGCUUCCAAGCACACAGGGCGUAAAGCGACCGGCAAAGCCACUCACCAUGCUACCACUACCACAAAACCCAAUGGCAAGUUCCACUGUAGGGAGAGCGCCGAACUUCAUCCAUGUCAGCCGAGCUGAGGGUGUACCACCGAUCCCUGUGAGGACGCCCAUGGAAUCUGGAACCGACCUCAACGUGCCCACCAGCAAUUAUCUCACAUUGGAUAGCACUUACAACAUUCAUCAACAUGCGCCUGGAUUCGUGAAGAAUGAAAGAGCCGCUCUCAGCUCCAUGUUCUCAACGAGCAUGCUAGGAUGGGAAGAUCUGAAGGAGGAUGUUCUGAUACUUUCCACCGGUGAUGCCAUGCGGUCAGUAUUUGAGCAAGCCUUUACAGACAAUAAACCGCUAGCUCUCCAGGUUCAGAGGCUAGGACCGACGUUAACAGUCGGUAUUCACUCCGAAACUCCAAGUAGCGUGCGCGAGAUGCGUAAGCGGGCUCUUCUGAGCAAGGCUCUCUAUCGAUUAAGCGAGUCUGCACCGACAACAGACCUUCGUGAUGCUAAAGUGACUGAGGAGGUUGUGAAUACCUCAGAGCCGUCGUCGGAGCUGCCAGCAGAGCCCGUAAAUGCCGUUGCUCUUCCCCCUCAACGGGUGGGGUUGAGUGUAGCCGAUCACGCGCAAGCGCAUAACCGCUACUCCCAUAUCCUACGUUGGGGGAUUGAUAAGAUGGAGGUAUUGGUCGGAGUGGAUACGCCCAUCCUACUCGAUCGGCGCAGCAACACCGAGCAAAUGUUAAAGCUUGAGGAUACAUCGGAUGUGAUGACACCGCAGGAAAUGCAACGAGAUUUACUGAAUUGCUGGUUUGAUGCCACGCUCGCAAAUGUACCGCAGGUGGGCAUUUACAUUCACAACGCCGGUGUGGUUCAGUGCUUCGAGGUAAAGAAGGUUCAAGAGCUUUUGGGGCUAGUCGAGGGCCGUGUUGCUACCGCGGCGAUGAAUUUUACCAGCAACGUCUUGCGUUGGUUGGUGCAGCAGUGUGUGAAGGAUGGCGCCACCUACGCCGUACUUAGGGGGUACCGUUCGAGCUAUCUUGAGCUGUACGAGCUUCCACGCGAGCACACGCUGUUUACAGAUCCGACUUAUAACAAUACCGAUGUCUCUCCUGUAGCCAUGGACUCCUCGGCGAGGCAACAUCGCGAAGAUCAAGAGCGCCUCAACCUCAACUUGUCGAGAAUGUGUUUGGGAAUGGCGCAGCACCUUUUCCAUCACGGCAACAUCGUCAAAACCAGUGAUACGCUGUCACUUUUGCUACGCAGUUUCGUUAUAUUUCUACAGCAGGGAGACUCCGCGCACGCCGCGGAGCAUGUCUCUGAAAUAGCCCAAAUGCUCCCCAAACUGAUUGGCAGACUCAUCCUUCAGCGGCACACCUCUUCAAUACCAUCUCUGGACUCUAAAAAUGUCAAAUGUCAUAACGCCAAGCAUUCUAAAGGGGCUGGGGUAGGGGAGGGGAAGCAGCCUGUACACGAGGUGCCGUCCGGCGAUGUGGUCAGUGAAACCGAAUCCCAGGCCUUCCCCGAGGACCGCGACGCCUGCCGCGCCCGUCCCGAAGCCUACCGCGAGGCGCUCGUCACCGGUGCUCGUUUUGAAAUGAGGCUACGCCAGACGCUAGAGGAUUGCAGGCUCAAGCCGAUUCUACGGCGUAAUUACGCGCGCUCGCUGGUUUUAUGCUCCGUCGCCAUCGGCGUGGCGGUUGCUCGAGCGCUUGAUGCUUUCAGCACCGAGCGUGGGUAUCAUUUACACGGCAGAAACGAGAUUUCGAAACGAAAAAACCUGAAUAAGACCACAGUAUCGGCAGAAACGGAGAAAAAGAGGAAGAAGAUACACGGAAAGGAAAAGGAGGACUUUACAGUCCUGAAGGAUCUGCUUCAGAUCGUUGUGGAAGGCCUCAUGCGGCUAGAGCAUCUCAGCAAUACGAUCGAAGCUUUUGCGACCUCAAUGAGGCAAUCCGAAUUGCACGUUCAUGACAACCCUAAUGCCAUGUUUGAUGCCACUUCGGACCCAGAAAAUGCCGACCAGAAACCAGGAACCGAGCCUCUUGCGAAGGGAGAAUCGCCGUCGCAGCAGGAGUAUGGUCUGUUAAUGGAUCCAAGGGCCGAUAUCGAUGUCAAACCUCUCAAUUGUUUUCUUUGUGAAAUAUAUGGCGACGUUGUUUUGACUAUUAUGACGGACUCUGCCAACACGUUUACGGUGGACGUGCUGACUGAGGUGGCUCGUCGUAUCAGCACUAGAGAGGAAGAAAAAGCACAACAACAACAGCUAUCUCAGGAAGGCAACCAGAGAUCAAAGGGCGGCCUCCCUCCAUUCUCUUGUUCAACCCUACAAUGGAUUUCAGCCCUGACGGUGGAUCCGGUCAACCUUUCAUUCACCGCGAUGCGCUUCUACGCCAAAGCCGGAAGGGAAACCAGACGGCUUCUGAUCAAAAUGGCGAAAGUGUAUUACUACGUCGGGGUGCAUUACCUAAACACGGACCGCUAUACGAAAGCGCUCGAGGCACUUUAUCGCGCCAAAUCCCUUUUCAAAACCUCGCAGAAGGCGCCUGAGGAUUCAGCCCUUGCCGAAUACUUCACCUUCGCCCCGAUGGUGUUCCUGGAGGAUGUCCUCAAGGCUCUUGGGGAUGUUUACACCAACAUGGCGCUCCUCAAGAUGCGGGCGGCGCUGCCCACCACCAACGUCGAAAUCACCUUCGCGCAGCCUCUGAGUAUAGGCUUACUGCACGACGGCAACGAGGAGGAAACUCGGUUCUUUCAAAAAGCAAUCGACACGUACACCGAGGGGAACUGUUGGAUCGAGAAGGCGCGGGUCUUACUGCGGUAUGCGGCUAUUUUUAUUGACAAGGCCACCUUGGCAGGUGUCCCGAUGGAUCGGGCGGGCUCCGCGCGGGCUUUUGAGCUCAUCGUGGAGGCCCUCAAAGCGGCGGAAAAGGGCCAGACCGACCGAACAGACUGGCGGCGUCGGCUGGAGUGGGAGACGCUGCGGCUGGUGACCACGACCUCGGUAGGCCAGUGCGGGGGGUCCUUGCUGCGAAGCGCCAGGACGAUUCAACAGCACUGGUCGGAGCGGCUCUGUUGUGAGGCCGUCUUGGCAGAGAAACCGGGGGACCACCAGCCCUGCAUCUCUACCACCGCGGCGGAUGGGAAGAUCGGCCCGACACCCCCUUUGGAGGCUGCGACGGUGGUGGAGCAGAACUUACAGCUGGGGUUGGUCUACGUCGUGGAUAUGGAGGGACGCGGUGCCUCUUCGGGGGUGGCGGCGAGCACGAGAAAGGCCGGUCUCAGCGCGCUCGGGCUUCGUGAGACUACCCGUCAGUGUAUCGCGUUUACUAUUGCAGCUAUGAGGGCGGCAUGCGAGCGGUGGCAGAAGGAAACCGAGACCUCUGAGUCUGUUUUUCAGACCGGAUCAAUACCCACGGCGUCCUCGCGAAGGAUGACCUUUAUUGCACGUUCGUGGAAGGUCGAAACAGAGAUAGAGUGGGUCUAUCGCAUGACCUCAAUGAUAGUGCUUCGCGCUUUGAAGGCUGUCAUGGCUUGUUCCGAAAAGAAACUAAAGUCGGAUGCCGCACCCUUCUUUACUCGAGUACUUGCGCUGGUGAAUCCUAUCACUAAGGAAAGUGACAGUAAAAACAACCAUUGGGUCUGUGCUACAAAGUCGCUGGUUUCUGUGUUAGAGCCCAUACUCUCUUGGUAA
Phytomonas sp. Hart1 is the source of this 4188-nucleotide messenger RNA. The record is from the annotation of a GenBank genome assembly. NCBI's taxonomy places the organism in Eukaryota, Euglenozoa, Kinetoplastea, Trypanosomatida, Trypanosomatidae.